UUACUAUACAACUAUGGAUAAAGAGCCAAAAAUACGAAAAGUUAAAUAUACUAGAUCUAAAAGGGCAUGUACUACAUGUCGUCAAAUAAAGCUAAAAUGUGAUGCGAUUGAUAAAUUUCCCAAGAAAUGUACUAGAUGUGAAAGACUAGGUAGUAUAUGUGAAAUUGAUACUAAUUUUAAAAGAGAGCCAGUAAGGAGGAAUUCAAAUUCUCAUACCAAAGUAGAUACUGUCAGUCGUGAAGAUCUGAUUGGCUCAAGUCUAGAAAGUAAUUUGUCAACUUUGCUUACUCCAAAUUCUACUAGAACCGUGGAUGUCUUUCCAUAUAUAGAUGAUGUUGGUGAUGAACUAGUAGAUUCUUUAAUUCCAAAAGAUAAAAUCAUACUCAUGUUCAAAACAUUCUAUCAAGUAAAUUAUUGUCAUUUACCAAUACUAUCUAAACAGUUAUUAGAUCCUCGAUACCUAUGGAUGAAAAAUUAUAAGCUAUUGUUUUUUGCUAUUUGUAACUCAACAUCUGUACUUUGUUGUCCAGAAUUAGAACUUGUAUUACAGGAUAAAAUAAAAGAAUUGGCAUAUCAGAAUGAUUCCACUUAUAUGGUGGAUCCAUUACACUCUUUGAGUGUUGUAUUUGCUUCUUUGAUAUUAUGUUAUUGGCCAUUAAGAAGUAGUAGUAUCCAAAAUGAUGAAUCAAUUGUUCAUGUUGGUAGAGCAGUUGAUAUAGGAAUGAAGAUUGGUCUUCAUAGAUUUGCCUAUACUCGAGAGUAUUGUAUUACUUUAGAUGAUGCACUUAAAGAACAAAUUCAAACAGCAACUGUUGCAUGGGCUGGAUGCUUUAUAACCAAGACAGUUUUAUGUUCUAUUUUUGGAAUGCCAAGUUCGUUACCAUUGAACUAUAAUAUAUUUACUACAUUCAAGAAUCUACCUCAGAAUAAUUAUAUUGAAGAUUUUGGAAAACAAUUGAAACUAGCUCAGUUUAUUCAAACUUCAAUGAAUAGCUUGGGAAAUAAUUCCGAAACAGAGUUUGGAAUGGUUGACCCAGCAAUAAGAGGAAUUCAACAUAAAGCGAUAACAGAAAAUUUAUCUAUCAUUAUAGCCGAACUUACUCCUUGUAGUAAAGUCACAGAACUGUUGAGUUUAUUAGCAAAACUUCUUGUUCAUUCAUUUCUUUUAGUACCUGAUACGUUACCUGAAGAUCAAGAUUCAGCUGCUAUGUCAUUAUAUUUGGUUUGUGUAAAAUUAAUAGAGAUUUUACUAGAACUUGUAAAGGAAAAUACGAAUUUUCCUACAUUUAUUUUGUCAUAUUCGGCAAUGGCUGCUACUAUUUUAUAUGGCUUAUCGAUUUCUAAACGUUAUCGUGAACUUAUAAAUAAAUCUAUUGCUAGAAACUCAUUAUCUGACUUUUAUGAACUUAUGCAGAAACUUCAAAGGUAUCCAAAUGAUUAUCCUACUAGAAUAGUUAGAGUGAUGGAUGGUUUAAAAAGUUUGGAUGGUAAGAAGCUUAUAAGAGAGCCCAUAUUUACUGUAAGAACAAGAAUGGGUGCUAGUGCUUUUUGGAGUUUAUUAUUACCUUUUAAGCGAGCUCAAAUUGAAGAACAGCAAAAGAAUAAAGAUUCUACAGUAGAACCAUUAGAACAAGCCGAUGUUUUAGAUGCAUUUAUGAACGAUAUGUUCAAUCAACUUUGGGACGGAGAUUUGAGUAAUCAGAUUGAGAACAGUUUUUUUCAUUAGUCUUUAAUAUAUAACUAUA
Messenger RNA from Scheffersomyces amazonensis, 1745 nucleotides. RefSeq lists its product as uncharacterized. Gene Ontology annotation, biological process: regulation of DNA-templated transcription. Lineage: Eukaryota; Fungi; Ascomycota; Pichiomycetes; Serinales; Debaryomycetaceae. Gene Ontology annotation, molecular function: transcription cis-regulatory region binding; DNA-binding transcription factor activity, RNA polymerase II-specific; zinc ion binding. The transcript has a single exon. Gene Ontology annotation, cellular component: nucleus. The record is from RefSeq and is a predicted model, not a curated record. Bases 14 to 1726 code for a protein of 570 amino acids.